Panicum virgatum (switchgrass) is the source of this 1101-nucleotide messenger RNA. RefSeq lists its product as uncharacterized. Gene Ontology annotation, biological process: regulation of root meristem growth. The coding region runs from base 132 to 569 and encodes 145 amino acids. NCBI's taxonomy places the organism in Eukaryota, Viridiplantae, Streptophyta, Magnoliopsida, Poales, Poaceae. The record is from RefSeq and is a predicted model, not a curated record. Gene Ontology annotation, molecular function: growth factor activity. The transcript has 4 exons.
UUAAACUCCUUAUAAAACCCUGCACCUGCCUCCUAAACCUCUCCUUUCCUUUGAUUUCUGAAUCAGCGGCUCCGUGCAAGCAAGACUGCAUGCGAAGCUGCUGAGCAGCAAGGGGUGUGGCGACUGGCAAGAUGAGGCGCGCAGGUGUUCUUCUGGCGCUCCUGCUCUCCUUGUCUGCGCUGUCUGCCUCCGCCGCUGAAGCACACAAGGAACGAUUGGGAGGAAAUGCGGUACUGUUAACGGGCCGGGAAUGGUUGAGAGGCCGGAAGAUAAUGGCAGCUCUUGGGCAUGGAGAUGGCGCCAAGAAGGAUGAGGUGGUGGAAGAAGAGGGAGCCCAGAGCACAGGAGCAAAUCAAGAAGCAGAUGCACCUGCUGAAGCUGUACAUGACUCGGGUAAAAGGAGCAAGGGAUCAGCAACUCAUGCCAUGUUUCCGGCACCAAGGCAAGGCGAUACGGCUGCCGUGGCCCCUGAGGUCCUCGGCAUGGAUUACAACUUCAAGCUGGAUGCCCGUCGCCACCGACCCAUCAACAACGACGCUCCGCUGGACGAACUCGCCAAGAAGCCCUAGGUAUUGUGAAUCUCGGGUAUAGCUCCUGGAGUAUGAGAUAAGCAGGGUCCUCUUGCUUUAUAGAUACAUCUAACCACAGUAGCCAUUAGCUAAUGGUUAGCUUAGCUAGUUAGCUUAGGAUCGGAGCUCGCUCUACAAGCCACAUGUAGGCUGUAGCUCGUUCUUGGUACUCAUGGAACCCAUCUGAGUUCACUGGAACGGGCAGUUUUGGUUGUAAUGUGCUUGGAUGGAGAGCAUCUGUAAUUUCUCAGCAUCACUUCUGAAGUUGCAGACAAAAGAAACUGAUGGUGGCCCUUCAGGUAAUCACCAAUCAGGUUCAGGUUGCAGGAUGCGUGCCGAGUGGCAACAGAGGCUUAUAGGCGUGAAGCUCUGUCCAGACUUUUUCAGUUGCAGUGAGAGAUGUUUAGGCCUUCUUGGGCCGAAGCACCGGCCCACUACAUAUCUAAUAUGGUGGUGCAAAAGGGAUGGCCGAUCCAUAUUGGGCCUAGAUUGGGGUUUAUACUUUUAGAUCCCUCAUGCGUGAGCGCUCAGA